Pectinophora gossypiella (pink bollworm) is the source of this 2174-nucleotide messenger RNA. RefSeq names its product lachesin-like. The transcript is spliced from 10 exons. NCBI's taxonomy places the organism in Eukaryota, Metazoa, Arthropoda, Insecta, Lepidoptera, Gelechiidae. Gene Ontology annotation, biological process: synapse organization. Gene Ontology annotation, cellular component: neuron projection membrane. The record is from RefSeq and is a predicted model, not a curated record. Bases 136 to 1083 code for a protein of 315 amino acids.
GGCGCGGAGUGCGUGUUGCCAUGCGGCGCGAGUGUCGCGGCCCGCUGCGAGUGUCGAGAGCGUCGCGAGUGCUGUGCUCUGUGCGUGUCCAGUGAGUGUGUGCCGCGCGGUCACCUCUCCUCGCCUACUGGAUGGAUGCGUCUCUGCACCGCUGAGGACGUUCAUAUAUACCGUGGCGCGCGGCCGCAGCGCCGCAGCAUGAGCGCGCGCGCCCCGCGCCUGCACGCGCUGGCCGCCGCGCUGCUGCUCGCCGCGCACCUCUUCAAAGUGCUGUCGUGCGGCGAGGCGGGCGGUGCGCGCGUGCGCAAGCGCUACGUGGGGCUCUACACCGGGCCCUACUUUGACCCCGCCGCGCCCAACAAUAUCACCACACAGCUCGGCACGCACGCCUACCUACCCUGCAAGGUGCGGCAGCUGAGCAACAAGUCAGUGUCGUGGAUCCGGCGGCGCGACGCGCACAUCCUCACCGUGGACCGGUUCACGUUCAUCGCCGACGAGCGCUUCCAGGCCUUCCUCGUCGAGGCCACCGACACCUGGACGCUACAGGUGAAAUAUGUGCAGGCGCGGGACGCCGGCGUGUACGAAUGCCAGGUCGGCACCGAGCCCAAGAUGAGCCACUUCGUGCAGCUCAACGUCGUCGUGCCAAAGAUCGAGAUCGUGGGCGAGUCGGACCUGUACGUGAAGGCUGGCAGCACGGUGAGCCUCAAGUGCGUGAUCACGCAGGCGCUGGAGGAGCCCGCGUACAUCUUCUGGUACCACAACGACGAGCGCGUGCUCAACUACGACCGCAGCCUCGUCGAGAUCCGCAUGGAGCGCAUCUCGCCCGACACCACGGUCGGAAACUUGAUAAUAUACAACCCACGGCGUGAGGACUCCGGCAACUACUCGUGUGCGCCCUCCAACCUCGACUCCGCCUCCGUCGUGCUGCACGUGCUCAGCGGCGAGCAGCCGGCGGCCAUGCAGCACGGCAACAGCGGCAGCGCGCGCGCGCCGCCCGCGCCGCGAGCCGCGCGCCUCGCCGCCCUGCUCGCACUCGCGCUGCUCUUCUCGGUGAUGUGCCACGACGAGGACGAGCCCAAAUAGCGAGACGCGUAGAGCGCAGGCGCGUGCCGCCGCCGCGACUGUCGCGGUCGGUGAUGGACUUUUCGUGACUUGUGUGACGUCCAACGCUACGCAUUCGAUGCCUAGUGAAAUAAGUUUAAAACUAUUUAUUGUAAAAAUUUCGAAUAUUAUAUCGAUUAGAUAGUGAGCGUGAUCGACGAUCGCGGCCGACGCGGACGGGCCCGGCCGCGCGAUGUGAUACGACCGGAGUGAAGUCGAUAAAAAUAUUACAUACGAAAUUAAUUGUAUCGGUACUAAAUUUUAUAUUAUGGGAAACGAACUAUGUAAAUACGCGAGGAGCCGGCGCGGGACAGGCGCGCCUCCUCACACCCUGUAAAUUGUACAUAGUACUCACUACUACUGUUGCUGUCCCUGCGGCCGCGUGUGCCGCGAGUGCCGCGUGUGCCGCGAGUGCCGCGAGUGCCGCGUGUGUCGCGUGUGCCGCGAGUGCCGCGCCGAGACACGUGACGCGCGGCAUCGCACGAGGCACACAGCGGCGCUGCGACAUCAUUCACAUCGAAAUCAUUUAAACCGCCCUUUAUCUGGGGCCGAUUAGUAUUCUCGAAAUUUGUUAUACAGUACAAAAGUUGAAAGGAAUUGUGUACAGAGUGUUAUGAGUUAAUUUAUUCGCUAUUGUUUUAAAAAAUAUUACGACGAUUGUAGCGGGCGAGUCGACGCUCCGGGUCAAUCUGUGAUCCCGUUCGCUUAUAUGUUUGAGUUGAGAGGAGGUGGGGGUGUACAUAGCUGUCUUAUCAUAGUUUAGUUCUCUGCGAGCGUCGACGCGCGCCGCGCCGCGCUCUGCGCCCUGCUCCCACCGCAGGCAGGCAGGCCACACCCGCCAGCUCGGCCACACAACGGGUCCUCGCUGUUCGUGGGAGCAAAGUGCAGAAUGUCAACCUUAUUGUUUGUUAUAUAAUGAAAUGCAGAUUUUAGCAAACUGUUGAGCGAGCGGCGAGCGCGUGCUCCGAGAGUGUGCACGGCGCUUGUGGCGGCCGCUCGCCGCUCGCGGCUGCUUUGCCGCAGGUUCGGUUCGUUGACACUGUUACUGCCUCACUUGUACAUAUAUAAAUGUA